AUGAGACAGUGGAAACGACAGUUUCCCAUCGUCUUCCCACCCGAUUCUACGCAAGUGUACAACAGGCCGUUUGCUGGAGCUGAACUUCAUUACGCCCUUUCGACGGCCAAAGGCAGUUCACCGGGAAUGGACAACGUCAGCUACCACCUAUUAAAACAUCUACCGAUUGAAGGAAAGAGGGUGCUUCUGGACCUGUACAACCAAAUUUGGAACAACGGUAGAAUUCCAACGACGUGGAAAACUGCAUUAGUCAUUCCCAUUCCCAAGAAAACGCAGACGAGGUCUCCCAGCGAUUUCCGCCCAAUUAGUCUACUACCUUGUGUAGGAAAAAUUAUGGAGCGUAUGGUGAAUCGUAGACUGAUGCAGUUCCUGGAAGACGGAACAUAUUUAGACAAUCGGCAGUUUGCUUUUCGGCAGGGUUUUGGUACUAGUGUUUAUCUUGGAUCACUUAGCGACACGAUCUGGCGCGCCAUCGAUUCAGGCCAGCACGUCGACAUUGCCAUCCUGGAUAUUGCAAAGCCGUACAAUGCCGUCUGGCGUGCGGGAGUCCUUCGUCAGCUACGCGAUUGGGGCAUUAAAGGUAGACUUGGACUUUUUCUGCAGGAUUACCUAGCUGACCGCAAGUUCAGAGGCUCAGCGCUUGCUGUUACACUGUUCCUGGUUAGUGUCAACUCCGUGUUCCAUUGUCUACCAAGGGAUGUGUACGUCUUUGUGUAUGCGGAUGAUAUCGUCAUUGCUGUGUCUGGAAGAAGCAUUCGUCUAGUCCGUAGGAAAAUACAAACCGCGGUAAACGCGAAUGGACGCUGGGCUGAAUCAGUCGGUUUCUCAAUUGCUGCAGAGAAGUGCGCGAUAACGCACUGUUGCAACUCACACCAUGUGGCACCUGGUGUUCCGGUGAAACUGGGAAGCGUCAACAUUCCGUUCAGGCGAGAACCCAAGAUACUUGGUGUGACCAUCGACCGGAAAUUCUCCUUCGCACCGCACUUCCGCAGAACUAAACAAGAAUGCGAAAGCCGCCUAAGACUACUACGCACCAUCAGCUCGCGUCAUCCCAGAUGGAACAGGCAUACCGGGCUGAAUAUCAGCAGAGCUCUCAUCAAUAGCCGCAUAUUCUACGGGGUGGAAGCAACGUGCACCAAUAGAAGCGGCUUGAUAAGUGUACUUGCUCCACUCUACAACAGAUCGGUGAGGCUCUGCUCAAAUCUUUUGCCCGGUACCCCAGCAACAGAUGCUUGUGUGGAGGCAGGGGUUCUCCCUUUCCGCUGGAUCGUUGCAGUUACCAUCAUCAAACGUGCUCUCAGUUAUCUUGAAAAAACCACAGGGAACGAUUGUGUGUUGCUCCAGGUGACUAAAGAGAUUUAUCGCAGUUUCGUUGGAACUGAUUUUCCGAAGCUUGCCCGGUUGCACCGCGUGUGCAAACGGCCAUGGUUCGAGAGAAGAAUCAAUAUCGACACCAGCUUGGCAUCAACACUAGGAGCAAACCCCAGCUCUAGCGUGGCAACAGCGAAGUUCGCGGAACUGGUGAACACAAAAUUCCUCCACCACAUGCGAGUGUUCACCGACGGAUCCAAGUGCAACGAUUCAGUCGGCAUUGGAUUCAGCGGCAUCGGAAGGGGCUUAUGUCUUAAAAUGCCGAAAUUGUGCUCGGGUUUUUCGGCGGAAGCGACGGCCAUAGCACAUGCUGUUUGCCGUGUCCCAGCCCAUAUUCCAGUGAUCGUUUUUACCGACUCGCUUUCGGUGCUCUCAGCUCUGGAAGCGGGAAAAUCACGGCACCCAUUCAUUCAGGCAAUAGAAAUAAACUGCACACCGAUGACAACUUUGUGUUGGGUCCCCGGUCACAGCAAUAUUCAUGACAACAAGCGGGCGGACACGCUGGCGGCAGCUGGUAGGUCGGCACAGGCAUUCGCGACGGACACCGUUCCUGCGGCUGACAUCUUCAAAAACUUUAAAAACGAAGCUAUCGUUCACUUUACGCGACACUGGAGAAGCUCCACCGGGUUGUUAAGUAAAGUUAAAGGCGAUUUGACCCGAUGGAACGAUAGGGACAACCGACGGGAACAAAGGGUCCUGAGUACAGCCCGUAAACGUCACAUACGUCGGACUGGAAUAUUUUUAUUGGAAAAAUACGGCUGCGAGGAAAUGCAAGAAGUGCUGCAAGAGCGCUGCCCGUCCCCAAGCCCUGUCAUGAGAGACUUCGUUUCAUACUGA
Toxorhynchites rutilus septentrionalis is the source of this 2208-nucleotide messenger RNA. RefSeq lists its product as uncharacterized. The coding region runs from base 1 to 2208 and encodes 735 amino acids. Lineage: Eukaryota; Metazoa; Arthropoda; Insecta; Diptera; Culicidae. Gene Ontology annotation, molecular function: RNA-DNA hybrid ribonuclease activity; nucleic acid binding. The transcript has 3 exons. The record is from RefSeq and is a predicted model, not a curated record.